UUGCCCAUGGUGGGAUGGCUUCAUCACAUUUCUGAAAUUAAUCAGCACCUUGCCUCAAGAGAAGAGAUGUCUGGGACCGUGGCUGAUAUUUCCCUGGUGCACUGGAAGCAGCAGUGGCUGGAGAAUGGUACCCUGUAUUUCCACGUCUCCAUGAACAGUGCUGAGCAGCUGUCUCGGGUCACUCCACCCACCCUCCAGGAGCCUUCGGAGAUAGUGGAGGAGCAGAUGCACAUUCUUCAUAUCUCUGUCAUGGGUGGUCUGAUUGCUCUGCUCCUGCUUCUGUUAGUCUUCACUGUGGCUCUUUACGCUCAGCGGCGCUGGCACAAACGCCGCCGGAUCCCCCAAAAGAGUGCCAGCACGGAGGCCACGCAUGAGAUCCACUACAUCCCUUCAGUGCUGCUGGGUCCCCAGGCCCGUGAGAGCUUCCGCAACUCACGCCUCCAGGCCCACAAUUCAGUCAUUGGGGUGCCUAUCCGCGAGACUCCCAUCCUGGACGACUACGAGGAUGAGGAAGAGGAGGAGACCCCACGACGAGCAGAACCCAGCACCAGGGAGGAUGAAUUUGGCAGCCAAGUGACACGAACAUUGGAGAGCCUGGGCCGGGGUGGAGAGGAGAAACCUGACUACGAGAAGAAAGCUCCCGAGGUGACACAGGAGACGGUGGAGUCCCUGAUGCAGAAGUUCAAGGAGAGCUUCCGCACCAACACGCCCAUUGAGAUCGGGCAGCUCCAGCCUGCGCUGCGCAGCACGUCGGUGGGGAGACGGAAACGCCGGAGCCGGCCCCGAGGUGGUAUCGGGUUUGGACGUGCCAAAGGAAACUCCGGCUCAGAGGCAGACGAUGAAACCCAGCUAACCUUCUACACUGAGCAGUAUCGGAGCAGGAGGCGAAGCAAAGGUUCGAUGAAGAGCCCCGUGAACAAGACUGCUCUGACCCUCAUUGCCGUCAGCUCCUGCAUCCUGGCCAUGGUGUGCGGCUCCCAGCUGUCCUGCCCUCUGACAGUGAAGGUGACUCUUCAUGUACCUGAGCACUUCAUUGCUGAUGGCAGCAGCUUUGUGGUGAGUGAGGGGAGCUACUUGGACAUCUCCGACUGGUUAAAUCCAGCCAAGCUUUCCCUUUACUAUCAGAUCAACGCCACCUCCCCCUGGGUGAGAGAUCUCUGUGGACAAAGGACCACUGAUGCCUGUGAACAACUCUGUGAUCAAGAGACAGGAGAGUGCAGCUGUCACGAAGGCUAUGCCCCAGACCCUGUCCAUCGUCAUUUGUGUGUGCGCAGUGACUGGGGACACAGUGAAGGGCCUUGGCCCUACACCACACUUGAGAGGGGAUAUGAUUUGGUCACAGGAGAGCAAGCACCAGAGAAGAUACUCAGGUCCACCUAUAGUUUGGGUCAAGGCCUGUGGCUGCCUGUCAGUAAGAGCUUCGUAGUACCCCCUGUGGAGCUUUCUAUCAAUCCUCUCGCCAGCUGCAAGACAGAUGUUCUGGUGACAGAAGAUCCAGCAGAUGUCAGGGAAGAAGCAAUGCUGUCCACCUACUUUGAAACCAUCAAUGACUUGCUCUCCUCUUUUGGGCCAGUCCGAGACUGCUCCCGCAACAACGGUGGCUGUACCCGCAAUUUCAAGUGCGUUUCGGAUCGCAAGGUGGACUCUACGGGCUGUGUGUGCCCUGAGGACCUAAGACCCAUGAAGGACGGCACUGGUUGCUAUGACUACUCCAAAGGGAUCGACUGCUCUGAUGGCUUCAACGGCGGCUGCGAGCAGCUCUGCCUCCAGCAGACCCUUCCUCUGCUGCAUGAUCCCUCGUCCAGCACCAUCUUCAUGUUCUGCGGGUGUGUUGAGGAGUACAAACUGGCCCCGGACGGCAAGUCCUGCAUCAUGUUGUCUGACAUCUGUGAGGGCCCCAAGUGCCUGAAGUCGGAUGCUAAAUUCAACGAUACCCUCUUUGGGGAGAUGCUUCAUGGCUAUAACAACAGGACUCAGCAUGUCAACCAAGGCCAGGUGUUCCAGAUGACUUUCAGGAGCGGGGACUCCCUAAAAUUAAUGACUAGUAAAUUUGGCAUAAGUAAUGGCUACUUCACCUGGUAUAUGUUCAGCCUUUAUAAUUCACUGGUGCCUGAGGUCACGGAGACAAAGUCUCGGAAGCAGGUCCCAGCUUGGUGCGGUGCGGAUGCUCAGGGCAGCGCCGUGUCGGCAGCUCCGCGCGGAGGCUACGGGAUGCUCUCCUGUCCUGCGCCGAGCAAAGAGAUCUGGUGUUUCCCUCCCCUCCGCUCUCCUGUGGCUCGUUCCUCGUUCGCAGGGGCGGGCGUGCGGGCGACGGAGCAGCACGUGCGGGUGGUUGAAGGAGACAUCAAGUACGACGAGGCGAUGGGCUACCCCAUGGUGCAGCACUGGAGGGUCAGAAGCAACCUGUACAGAGUGAAGCUGAGCUCCAUCACCCUCUCGGCAGGCUUUGCAAACAUCCUGAAGAUCCUGAGCAAGGACAGCAGCCGGGAGGAGCUGCUCUCCUUCAUCCAGCAGUUUGGCUCGCACUACAUCGCAGAGGCGCUGUACGGCUCCGAGUUCAGCUGCACCAUCCACUUCCCCAGCAAGAAGGUCCAGCAGCAGCUCUGGCUCCAGUAUCAGAAAGAAACAACUGAGCUUGGGAACAAGAAGGAAUUGAAAUCCAUGCCAUUCAUCACCUACCUCUCUGGCCUGCUGACAGCACAGAUGCUAUCUGAUGACCACCUCAUCUCAGGUGUGGAGAUUCACUGCGAGGAGAAAGGGCGCUGCCCAUCAACCUGCCAUUUGUGCCGGCGUCCAGGCAAGGAGCAGCUCAGCCCUACACCAGUUCUGCUGGAGAUCAACCGGGUGGUGCCUCUGUAUGCUCUGAUCCAGGACAAUGAUACCAGGGAGGCUUUCAAGGGAGCCCUGAUGAGCUCAUACUGGUGCUCGGGGAAAGGCGAUGUUAUCGAAGACUGGUGCAGGUGUGACCUCAACGCCUUCGAUGAGAACGGACUCCCGAACUGCAGCCCUCUCCCUCAGCCUGUUUUGCGACUCUCCCCCACUGUGGAGCCCUCCAGCACGGUAGUCUCUUUAGAGUGGCUGGACGUCCAGCCUGCAAUUGGAACGAAGGUGUCUGACUACGUCCUGCAGCACAAGAAGGUGGAUGAGUACACAGACACAGACCUCUACACAGGAGAGUCGUUGAGCUUUGCGGAUGAUUUGCUUUCUGGCCUUGCAACCUCCUGUGUGGCAGCGGGUAGGAGCCACGGAGACAUCCCUGAAACCAGCCUCUAUUCAGUCAUUUUCAAGUGCCUGGAACCAGAUGGCCUGUACAAAUUUACCCUAUACGCAGUGGAUACGCGAGGGAGACACUCAGAGCUGAGCACAGUCACCCUAAGGACAGCCUGCCCAUUGGUAGAUGACAGCAAGGCAGAAGAGAUAGCUGACAAAAUCUACAACCUCUACAAUGGCUAUACCAGUGGGAAGGAACAGCAGACAGCCUACAACACGCUGAUGGAGGUCUCCGCUUCCAUGCUUUUCCGAGUGCAGCACCACUACAACUCCCAUUACGAGAAAUUUGGAGAUUUCGUCUGGCGCAGCGAGGAUGAGCUGGGGCCCAGGAAAGCACACCUGAUCCUACGGAGGCUGGAGAAAGUCAGCAGUCACUGCUCGACCCUCUUACGCAGUGCCUAUAUCCAGAGCCGCACUGAAACCAUGCCCUAUUUGUUCUGCCGCAGCGAAGAAGUCCGGCCGCCCGGCAUGGUCUGGUACAGCAUCCUAAAAGACACCAAAGUAACGUGUGAGGAGAAGAUGGUCUCCAUGCUGCGCAACACGUACGGAGAAUCCAAGGGGCGGUGAGGGAAGGUGUAGGCCUGGAGCUGUGGGAGGCGCAGGGACUCUGAGGAGUCAAGGACUUGUGAAAUGCUGAGUGGCUGGUGGGGUUUGGGGGAAGGGUUUGGGGGGGGUGGAAGGGGACAGCAAGGCCAAACAGGACUUUCUCACACAGACGGCAGAGAAACAAGAAAUCAGCAAGUUGGACUUUAAUUUCCUUUCCUUUUUUUUUUUUUUUUUAAUUUUU
Molecule: messenger RNA, 4057 nt
Organism: Struthio camelus australis
Lineage: Eukaryota; Metazoa; Chordata; Aves; Struthioniformes; Struthionidae
Source: RefSeq, a predicted model, not a curated record